Messenger RNA from Leptomonas pyrrhocoris, 779 nucleotides. RefSeq names its product putative 40S ribosomal protein SA. The record is from RefSeq and is a predicted model, not a curated record. Gene Ontology annotation, biological process: ribosomal small subunit assembly; cytoplasmic translation. Lineage: Eukaryota; Euglenozoa; Kinetoplastea; Trypanosomatida; Trypanosomatidae. Gene Ontology annotation, cellular component: cytosolic small ribosomal subunit; 90S preribosome; ribosome. Gene Ontology annotation, molecular function: structural constituent of ribosome. The transcript has a single exon. Bases 45 to 779 code for a protein of 244 amino acids.
GUCUUCGCUCUUAUACCCUUUUCACUUUCUCUCAACUCGUCACCAUGACCGCUGUGGAGUCUGGCUCGAAGGUUCUCCGGAUGAAGGAGAGCGACGCGCAGAAGCUGCUCGCGAUGCGCUGCCACAUCGGCACUCGCAACCAGAGCAGCGCGAUGAAGAAGUACAUCUUCGGCCGCACGCCGGAGGGCAGCAACAUCAUCGACAUGCACAUGACGUGGGAGAAGCUUGUGCUGGCUGCGCGCGUGAUCGCGGCGGUGGAGAACCCGAAGGACGUGUGCGUGUGCUCGUCGCGGCUGUACGGCACGCGCGCCAUCUACAAGUUCUCGCAGCACGUGGGCACGAGCUUCCACGGCGGCCGCUUCAUCCCCGGUACGUUCACGAACCAGAUCCAGAAGAAGUUCAUGCAGCCGCGCGUGCUGAUCGUGACGGACCCGCGCACGGACCACCAGGCCAUCCGCGAGGCUGCGCUUGUGAACAUGCCGGUGAUUGCGCUGUGCGACACGGACGCGCCGCUGGAGUUCGUGGACAUUGCGAUCCCGUGCAACAACCGCGGCAUCAAGUCGAUCGGCAUGAUGUACUGGCUGCUUGCGCGCGAGGUGCUGCGCCUGCGCGGCACGAUCGUGCGGUCCGUGCCGUGGGAGGAGAAGGUGGACCUGUUCUUCUACCGCGACCCCAACGAGGCGGCGGAGGAGAAGGCUGCUGCUGCGGCGCCCGCUGCGGAGGCGGAUGAGGGCUUCGGCUGGGUGGAGCGCGCCGACGACAACGCGUGGGAGGCGUAA